AUGGCUUCUCUACUUCGCCAAAUAGUCGCCGGGCCUCGCGCAAGGCAUCCCGAGGCUGGCCUGGACCUGUGCUAUGUGACAGACAACAUUAUUGCGACCUCGGGCCCUUCGCAAACCUACCCCCAGCGUGCCUACAGAAACCCGCUCGACAAGCUGGUCGAGUUUCUCGACUCGAAACAUGGCAAGAACUGGGCAAUAUGGGAGUUCCGCGCCGAAGGUACGGGCUAUCCAGACGACUUGGUCUACAACCGCAUCAGACACUAUCCCUGGCCCGACCACCACCCCCCGCCUUUCAGACUGGUCCCCAUGAUCAUGGCCAGCAUGCGCAACUGGCUAAACGGCAACGAUCUCGACCAAGACGGCGUUGGCUCGACCGAGAACAAAGGCAACAAGCUCGUUGGGAAGGUCCUCGACGCCUGGAAGGACAAAAAGUCCCCUCGCGUCAUCGUCGUUCACUGCAAAGCCGGCAAGGGGAGGAGCGGCACGUCUGCCUGCAGUUUCUUGAUCUCGGAGUGCGGGUGGACACCAGAGCAAGCCCUGGCCAGGUUUACCGAGCGACGGAUGCGCCCAAAGUUCGGCCCCGGCGUCAGCAUACCGAGCCAGCUGCGGUGGAUCGGCUAUGUCGACAGGUGGACGAAGGGCCACAAGAAGUACGUGGACCGCGAGCUUGAGAUAGUCGAGAUCCACGUCUGGGGCCUCCGCAGCGGUGUCAAGGUGGCCGUCGAGGGCUUCAUCGAUGAGGGCAAGAAGAUCAAGGUCUUCCACACCUUCCAGCGUGAAGAGCGUCUCAUCAUAGAGGGGGAUGCCCCAGGUAGUGCUGGCAUUAUGGACUCGAUAUACGACAUGGCGGGUUACGGCAUGACGCCAGCUGAAGAGCAGGAGGUCCUAGACGAGGCGAGGAAGGCCGACGAGCAGAACGGCACCAACUUCACCAAGUCCAAGCCCGAAAAUAUAGACACUGGCACCCCGGAUUCGGCCACUGCCAAGCCAACCAAGCGUUACUCGAAACUCAUAUCGCCCAUCUCCAGGAACUCAUCAACUCGCAGCGCAUCCGGCGCUAAACCAUCGCGGUCAAAGUCCAAGAAGGAGAAGAAGGACAAGACCAAAUCCUCUCCCUCAGCAAACUCAUCCUCCUCAUCAGUCAACAAGCUCAAGGUAGACCCGGAGCCCGGUGGCAAAGCCGUCAUCUUCAAGCCACACGAAGCCAUCCGUGUGCCUACUGGCGACGUCAAUAUCACCGCGGAGCGCCGUAACCGUGCUCCCAGCUCUAUGGGGCUGACAAUGGUGACGGCAGUAGCCCACGUGUGGUUCAAUGCCUUCUUCGAAGGCAACGGGCCGGAGCAAGAUGGGAAACCCGACAACAACGGCAUCUUCGAGAUCGAGUGGGACAAGCUGGACGGUAUUAAGGGCUCCUCGCAGAAGGGCACGCGCGCGUUCGACCGCAUGGCAGUCGUGUGGAGGUUCGCCGAGCCCGGAAACACCGAGAAGGGCGACGUCAUCCACGAGCCCGGCACCGACUCCCCCGUCCCGCAGAUGGAGCCCGCCGACUGGAAGGGCGGCAACGAGGAAGAUCCCGGGCGGGAGAAGAAGCUCGGCCUGCGGGUGCACAGCCCGGAUAGCGCCAACGUCAGCGAGGCCAGCAGCGUCAAGAGUGAGGAGGUCGGCACCAGGGACGACGGCAAGGACGCCGCAGAGGUCGACUCGCUCAAGGGAGUCAAGAGCGACCUACCCCCUGCGACCGGCGACGAGGAGGAGCAGAGCAGAGGCCGGGCCGGCGCCAGCGACGCGGCCAAGCUGGAGGCCUACGCUGAGAAGCUGCCGAGUCCUAACGGCUCGUCCAGCCCGAGCGGCUCUGGGGCUGGCGAGAAGAAGUGA
This is a messenger RNA of Neoarthrinium moseri, 1875 nucleotides long. RefSeq lists its product as uncharacterized. The coding region runs from base 1 to 1875 and encodes 624 amino acids. Lineage: Eukaryota; Fungi; Ascomycota; Sordariomycetes; Amphisphaeriales; Apiosporaceae. Gene Ontology annotation, cellular component: plasma membrane; cell projection; cytosol. Gene Ontology annotation, biological process: phosphatidylinositol 3-kinase/protein kinase B signal transduction; protein dephosphorylation; regulation of phosphatidylinositol 3-kinase/protein kinase B signal transduction. The record is from RefSeq and is a predicted model, not a curated record. Gene Ontology annotation, molecular function: protein tyrosine phosphatase activity; phosphatidylinositol-3,4,5-trisphosphate 3-phosphatase activity. The transcript has 2 exons.